CAGGAAGAGAUAAAAACAUGAGACCUAUUUGGAGUGUUUAUAGUCCGUCGAAAAUACCUGCAACUUCUCCUCCCUCUUUGAAGAGCGCCAAGAGAAGGUUAAAUUCUAGAGGUCCCCGAGGCCACUCUGAGCACCAGUGUUAUGUUCUGGUAAAAAUAAAGCGGGUGUGUGGCGCCGUAAACACCCAGUACUGGCCGCGACGUAAACAUUUACAGUGGCGGCAGCGGAAACAGGCAGCCUUCUUAUGGCGACGCUGGUGGCUGUGUCUGUCUGACCUGACCUACUGCUGGCGUCGGGCACGAUGAGUAGUAGGGCAGGUAAGAAGAGCAGGACCGUGGGUUGGCGGGGGAGUGCUUGAGGGGCGUCACGGUUGGCCUGCCUCACGAGGGGGUCACGGUGCCUGCUUUAUCGCGAGGAUUCCAAGUUUAGCCCCGAGGCAGAGGUUGGCAGGCAUUUCAUUAUCGCCAGAGAAACUCAAGUAUACUAGCAAGUUACAAGUGUAAAGGACUGCAAGGGCGCUGAAAGACGGUGAAAUACUGUUCACUAGAGCCGGUUGUGAUGGUGGUGAUGGUAAUGGCGGUGAUGGGGACAGUGAUGGUGGGGGCGAAGACACGGGUGCCGGGCGUCUGUCUGCAGCGCGGCAACCCGUCACUCGGGCCAGGUUCAUCACUCCUCGCCGCCCCCACCGCACUCCUUCUCCUUACCUAACCAUCCUCUGGCCCCUCCCCUGCACUCACCUCAUGUGACUCGAGGGAAAAAUCUUUGUAGUUAUUGUUCUUUCGCGCACCGUAACCGUGAUCUGUAAUAUUUCUAUUUUAUUUAUUUAUUUUUUUAUUUCAUGGCUAUGUGUGUGAGUUCGCGUGGAUGGAAAAACCUGCCAAUGAAAAAAAAAUUAAAUAAAUAAAUAAAUAAAAAAAAAAAUAAAUAUGUAAUGAAGGCGGGUGAUCAGUGCCGAUGAUUUAUAUCCAUUAACUCAACGUGUAAAAAAAUAUGAUAAGAAGGACGGAGCACGUCUGGGAAAGAUUUUUGAUGUGGGUGGCACGAGACUUGAAAUAGCCCAGCCUCUCCCCUUCACGAACAGUGCGGCGCAGAUCCUCACUCGGGAGGCAGCCUCUCUGCCCCUCACACCUGGCCUUCACUCCCCUUACCUUUCUGGCCCCGCGAGGAAGCGACCAGGAACAGUACUUGUUGGGCCAUCCUAAGCAAAUAUCUUAAAUGCGCCGCACCAACACCAAAAAAACAAAACAAGACCAGUGUUUCCUGUAUUCUGUCGUGAGUGUAAUGAAGUCCCAGCCAGUAGCCAUCUGAAGGCAGGCGCCGCAAAGCUUCUGGUUCGCGAAAUGUGCUGACGGGGAGGCGGCCGGUGCUGAAACUUGCAGUCGUUAAAUAAAUUAUCUGGAAGUGAAGUGUGUUUAGGCUGCUUGGCAAUAAGUGACAACUCAGUAAUAUAUCAGCGAUGUUGAUCUAAUUAGAGAAAAUGUUACCAAGAAUUUAGCGAACUGUGUCUGCCCCUGCUUGGGGUCACAUGGCGGCGGGAAGGCUGUGCAGAGAUGGUGACGCGUACACAUUUAGAGUGAAAAGUGUGAGGGAAACACAACGCAUUACUGAGAUUUGUUGAAAUUCUUAGGAUACAUGUGCUCGUCCUCGUACCACCGACACAACGCAAACGAAAACGGGCGUAGAAUUUUGCGGAGGUGUUGGCAGAAAGCCUCGACUCGGCGUAUGAAGACUGCAACGUGUGAUCACCUCGACGCGGCGCCAAGACCCAGCUGAGGCUCGGCGGGUGAGCGACUGACGAAGGGCACUGCUCCCGGGUAUCGUGCGGACGCCACGCAAGGUGCUGCGGCGGCUGGCCAGACCCACCGUAUAUUUAGUGGCGCAGUGACGGCGAAGAGGCAGAGGGAGUCGCGAGGCGGGUGGGGGGGCACUGAAGGGCAGGCACGAGGCGGGGAGGGGCAUCGGGAGAUUGAGCCAGGCAGGGGGCGCCACGCCAGGGCAGGGGUGGUUGGCUGGCUCAGCACGGUGGCUCCCAGUGCCAGCGGGUCUGGCGGUGUGAACGUGUGGUCCAUGUGAUGAGUGAACAGCCGUCUCAGGAUGGACCGCCAUCCGGGACGCCCUCGCGGGACGUCCUGCCUGAUCACCUCGUGCAGGAGCAGGAUCACCUGGUCCUGCAGGAGCACGAGGAACAGCAUCGUCAUGGACUGGUUCAGGCGGAAGAUGCUGACGGCGGUCUGAGCUUGAUCGACGACGACGAUGUGAGAAAAAUGUCCCAAGAUUCACUUAUAUCCGGAAGUGGGCGAGGAUCGCCACUCCUACGCCCUUCCGCCGGUCCGCGCCGUUACCAGGACUCAGAUUCCUGUCCCAGUGUGUCACCCAGUCCUGACCCAGAGUCCCGUCACCAGACCUUUGAUUUCAGCCCCCCUGGGGAACCGGUGGAGAGCGGGGGCAUCACGGCGGCGCUGCAGACUGAAAGGGAGUUCUUAGAUUUUAUGUUAUCUCUUCCUCAAGUGCAAAAAGAAGGGCCGGGACGACCUUCCCCGGCAAAGAAAGAGGGCGCUCCUCGGCCCCUUCAACAACAAGAGGGACCAAAGCCUGUCCAGCAGGAAGUGGCGCCUCCCCUGCGGGCAGACUCAGAACAGCGAAGUCCCAGCCGAGCGCCAGCAACCGUUGGGGGCGUCGUUAGCACCAAGAUGGGUCUGGAUCACCUCGAUAACUUGUGCCGCAUGAUGGAGCAGCUUGGUGACCUGAGAGAACAAAAUUCUCGCCUACAGCGUCGUGUUCAUUACUUGGAAGAGCUGCAGGCGCUGCAGGAGAUGCACCGUCACUUGCAGGAGACUCUGGAGGCUCGGCGUUCAGGACUCAGACUGGACUCCAUUCACUUAUCGGAUUCUGACCAACACCUGGAUGACGACGGCGAAGGUGGCGGCGGCGGAGUAUCUCGCCACGGCUCUGAGGAUAGUCUGCUGCUGCUGGGCCACCACCAACCCGAUAAAGGUAAGGUCCGCACUAUGUCUACGAAGACCCGCUUACGUAGUAAAUCCGUAGGGACCGACCUGCUUGAUCCUGUGCCCAAAACCAAGGUUUCAGGCUGGAAAAGAGUGCGAGAGGCUCUGAAAUGGGAACGUGCCACCCUCCUGCCCCCUGCGCCUACCCCUGCUACUGCUACUAGUGCCCACCACCCUACCUCCUCCCCCCAGCCAUCCCCUAGUCCCCAGUCUACUGCACUUCAGGACCAAUUCUUCAGACCCCCCUCCUCAUCCUCAUCAUCGAGUGUGCUCACUGAAGUCAUGACUGAGGAAGACCUGCUCAACUUCUACCGUCAAGUCAUCGACAAGAGUGAGCUGCUGGAGCUGCCAGAGUCCCCCGUGAGGCGGCAUUCGACCACUGAACGGGACCUGCGCGCUGCCACCCUCGACCGGGAACCCCCAACCCAGGCACACGACAAGGAGAAGAAGGGUCACCGCUCAGCAUGGGGCAUGGUAGGUCAUCUGAGGCCAAGGUGGACCAACUGGGGACGAGGUGGACCAGCUGGGAUCAAGGUAAAGAACAUGAUCAGCACGCGGAGGGACAGCGUGAGAAAAAAGUCCACGUUCGCACAUCGGAAAUCGACGGUGGAGCGUCCAGGCCGCGGCCACCCCGGAGUGGCUGUCGAGGUGGCGGCCGCGUCAGAUCCAGAGGAUUACGAGGUGGACUACGACGGUCAGGCAGGGGAGACGGUGGACCCCGGAGGCUCCACCUGUUUCGCUACGGACGGCAGCGAGGGGGAGUGGGAGGUUGGUGGCGUGUGGGUGGGGCCCCGUGAGGAGGAGGUGCCCGCUCUGCCCAGCCCCACCACGAGCCUGGGUGUGCGCCGCGCCAAGCCGCAGCUCACCAUCACCGUGCCCUCCAGCGAGGACCUCAGUCAUGUGCAGCAGGUCAGAGAGAAGCCACGCCCUCCCCCGAGAUCUCCAGAGGUCCGUCGUAGGAAGAAUUCGCCCUCCCAGCUGGACCCUCGGACGCCCCUCCUCCUCCCCAGGACGCCUCCCUCUCCACGCCGCGCCUCCCACUGGACCAAAGUGAAGAAGGCGUUCCUGACGGGCCAGCAGCACCAGCACAUCAAGGCGGAGCUCGUACAGGCGGCGGGCUCCUCCUCCUUGCCGCCCUCCCCCAGCAAGAAGACCACUACCUUCCACUUCGACGCUCCUCCCGACCACUUAUCCUUGUCGUAUCUGGCGCAUCACCUGCACGCUCUUCUCCCAGGUGUGGGCGCCUCCGCCUUGGACGACUCCAGCUCCCCAAGUAUGUCCCUGGAGGCCUCCCCCGACACCCUCGCCUCCCACAGCCACAGCACCUCCACGCCCUCGCCCCAACCUCAUCCCACUCCCUCCCCGCAGCCCUCCGGGGUGCAAAGGAACCUUGCUGACCUGCAGAAGAGCCUGAGCGGGGAGUUCAACCGCCGCUUGCAAGAAUGGGAGAAGUUGAAGGGCGGGACAAGUCAAGGAGGUCCCGUCCCUGCACCCUUGCCAGGAGCUUCUGCUGGCGCAGUCCAUCCCGAGGAGAACUUGCCUCACGAGUUUCGCAAGAAGCUUCAUGAGUGGGAGAAGAUGAAGGAGCGGGAGCGGGAACGAGGCAAACCCGAUCUCCCGAGGGGGCAGGAAGAUGUGAAGACCAAAGUGCACGGCGAGGACGACCUCCCCGCUGAUUUUAGGAAGAAACUGACCGAAUGGGAGAUCCGCAAGGCCUUGGUGGGCAAAAGUCAGCAGAACGUGGAGGAGCUGCAGAAGAAUCUCGGUGAGGAAUUCAAUCGCAAAAUGGCUGAGUGGGAGAGGAUCAAGGCCUCAGCCUCUCACGGCCACAUCAAGACUGCGGCAAGUCACCUGCAAGUAAAACCUUCAGCCUCCGUCAGCUGCAUACAGGCCAAGCCCAUUGCUCCUCCGCCUCCGGUGCCACACAAAUCUGGCAGCAUAUCCGGUCAGGGUCAGAUAAAAUGUUCAGCCUCCACGAGUCAGGUGUUGGCGAAGGCGUCCAUGGCAGGCCCCGCUGCCAGCCCCAGACUGGACAGGAAGGGAUCCGGCCACAAGAUCAAGAAGAGCAAGUCCAGCAAGACUGAGAAAGGUCCUGUGCUGCAGAGCAAGGCAGAGAGCGGCAACAAGGGACGGGACAAAUCAGAUAAGGAGCUUCAGUGGUUAGAGAAGGAGUUGCUGAAGGUGGAGAGGGAAAAGCAGCGGCUAGAAAGGGAGAAGGAGAAGUUCCUCGAGAGGCAAGCAAGGCUGGAGAAGAUGCGGCAGGCGAUGGCUCGAGGCGGCCCGGCCAAGAAGAAAGAAAUCUACAUCAAGACCUCAACGGGGGAGUUCCGCUUCGAGGGCAUCAGCCAGACGUUCACCAAGAGGCUGUACGAGUGGGAGGAGCGGCGCGGCAUCCGACCCGAGUCAUCCACCAUUGCGCUGCUCGAUCCGAACUAUAAAGCACCGGAGAAGGAAGUACAGGAGAAACCCAAAAGUCCAGAGCUCGUCCGUCUGGUUAGGUCGAAGUCCGAGUCUUCGAUGGUGGCGGAUCUGGUGGGCCCAACGCUACACUCUCGCGCCUCCAGCCUCUCCCUCGGCGAGAGAGACACGGAUGAGCCAGUUCUGCAGGCUGAGAACAAGGCAGCCAGCGAGCCCACCCUGGCGGCGGAGGACCCGGGCUCUCCGAAGGUGGCAAUGCUGGUGCAACUGGAGGAGGUAGUAGACGACCCCGCCGCCCUUCACGACCCCGCCACGCCUUACGCUCCGGCAGAAAUCACCAGAAACAUCGACUCCUCCGGAAGCGAGGAGGAUGUGACGCGACGGCGACGUGCAGACGACGACGAUGACCUGGCCACCAACUUGCAGAGGAACGACAGCGGCCGAGGCCACGGGUCAUACCGCUCGUUGCUGCACGAGAACAUGAGUCUACUGGACAAACUCCGCCAGCAGGAGGACCUCUGCCGUGCACUCGAGACUCAGAUGGGGGACAUCGACUCCAAGAUGGACAACGUGGCUGACCAGCACCUCAAAACUUUGGAGAAGCUACACCGCCAAGUGACCAUCAUGAAGGACUCCAGCACCACCUCUCACGACCCAGAGGGCGGCGCCUCCAGUGGCGGCUCUGAGGAUGCUGAGGCCAACCAGCGUCUCAUCAACCAACUCAAGUCCCGCAUCGUGGAGCUGGAGAUGCGGGGCGACCAUCUCAUGAACGAGAAGGAACAGCUGGAGCGCGCUUUUAAGCUGCACAAGGACCACGAAACCGAGAUCGCUGAGUCCUUGGUGGAGAGGAUCCGUGAACUGCAGAACGCCGGGGCCGAGGUCAACAUUCAGACCGUCCAGUGCCCGAGCAGUGACCUUACAACAUCCCAGGAAGGAAGCGUUGCCGUGGACGAACCAGUACCUGAAGGAUUACAUAAGCAAGUCGAGAGCAAGGAGGAAGCUGAAAAAAUGUCUCUUCCGGAUAUGGAAAAGGAAAGAGAGAAGAGAAGGAAGACUUCGCGAGAGGCGUCAGGAGGGGAAGCGGUCGAGUCAGGGAGGCGUGAGAGUCGAACACGAGAACAUCGAAAAGUCAAGAAGGUUCCCUCCAAGAAGGUGCAGAAGCUUCACAACCUCACUGGUGACUUGCUCUUCCAGGCCAAGCGGCUGGAGCAAGCACUGGUGUCCAAACAUAAUUUGGAUCGACGCGGGGCCAGCGGGCCUUCCCUGCCCGUCGCUUACAAACAGAGGAGUCUUCGGGGGCGUUCCUCUUUACGUCUAGCAGGAGACACUGCCACCCCCCCACGGCGAGGGAGGAACACCCCCUCUCGCACCUGGUCCUCCAUCGAGGCGAUCACUUUUCCUGCUGAUUCCCAGGGAGCCGGUGAGGCGGAGGGCGGCGCCAGGCAGGAGUCAGAGGAAGGCGAUGUGAUGACGAGCAGGAGUCUCAAAGGCCAGUCAUCCAUGGGCUCGUAUUCCGGUGAUCCGCAGGAGCUCCUGGCCAUGAACGCUGAGCUCAGUCGAAUGGCAAAGGAACUUCGGCUUGAAAUGAUGCAGAUGUGGAGCUUCAGAGAUUCCACUUCUCCUGAGUCGGUGACGUCAGAGCCCAUGUCGGUGCCCGACAUGGAGCCUUUGACAGUGCACGAUAUAGAAGAAGAUACGACUGAAAAGGACCGGUUAGUAGCGGAAGCCAACGAGGUUUUCCAGAGCAUCGCCAUGUUACACAAGGAUAGUCCCCCGCCCUCGCCCCACGUCGCUAGGUCACCUUCCAGCCGAUCCCGUAAGUCACCCACCAAUGCGCCACACGCUAAGCUCCGAGAUGCAGUUGUGCUGGAUGAAAAGCGGAGCCGCCGCGGCGCUGAAGACAAGGAUCGCAGGUCUAACAAUAAAACGCCGUCCAGAAAGAACUCUUACCGAAAGCAGCAGCGGAAUAACCUUGAGGAAGACGAGGAGGAGGAGCAACUGGAGAAACAGCCGGACAUCAGUGUAUUCGGUGCCACGCUGGGAGAGUUACUCCUGCGCACACAGCACCAUCACGAGGAGGAGGAGGAAGAGGAGGAUGAGGAGGAGGAAGAGGAGGAGGAGGAAGAGGAAGACGAAGAUGAAGAAGAAGAGGAGGAGGAGGAGGAAGAGGAAGAAGAACACAGACGUUGGGAGGGACAACGAAGACGCUCCUCUGACGGACUGUCCACGGUGACCUCAGGACCCUCCCGCUCCCACUCUCCGUCGCCCAGCAUUGCCUCCAGCGCCGCCGAGGCCGAGUCUUCCUCGCGUGUGGACGAGGACGAGGACAGCAUCUCCCUGCCAGGCACGUGGAAGACCGCCACCACCUCCACCACGCGCUCCGGAGAACACAUCCUCUCCUCCAGUUUUGAGUGGGAGGAGGAGGAUGCCGAGGAAAGAAAGAAACCUAGAGCGAGGUGGAGAGCUGUGCUGGAAGACACAGAAGAUGAAGUGGAGGAACAGAGACCAAGAGGAAGGUGGAAGGCCGUGGUAGAUGAUGUGAAUGAUGACACUGUGGUACUGAAGCCCAAACGAAGAUGGAAAGCAGUGGUAGACGAAGAGGAGGAAGAGGAAGAAGAAGAAGACGGUAAAGAAACUCCUACGCCCCAGAAGACACCGGAGGCAGACCAAGACGACUGCACUGACUUUGUGACUGAGGUGACAGUGAUCCUUCCCUCAGCUCGGCGCGCCACCAGAGACCUGAAGACCCGCCGCAUCUCCGACACUCAGGUAGAAUACGAAAGCUUUGGACAAGAGAACAAGGACGAAUGCUUCGCUAACACGUUUAGUAAAUCAGUGCAUGAAGAUGAGGCGCUGGAGAGGAGAAAACUGGGAAGACCGGAGAUGGCCAAACUUUCUUACGUCCCAAAGGGCGCUUCAUGGCGAGAUGAAGAUUUGCCCUCUGCUGUGGCCACCAACACUCACCAGAUGCCUGACAAAUCUCCUGAUGUCUUUGUACCCACAAAACGAACCAUUUUUACUGUUCAAGGAGGAAAUAGAAACCCUGAUCAAGCCCGUGCAACCCCCACCUUUGUAGAGAGCCAGGAUGAAGAGCAAGAGGGCGGUAGGGGUGUCUGGCGAAGAAGUCAGAGUCAUCCUGAAAAUGUCUCAGAAGCAAUAAUUCAGAAGCCCACUCGGCAUCUCAAAGAGAAAAAAUCCAAUGAUAAUGUGAACGGCCACCACAACAGCUCGCCCGUGACUAAAGCCAAGACUAGAAAAUUAUGUCCAGCUCCCGAUGUGGUGGCUCAGUUGACCAAGCAACUCCAUCAAAUUUCUUCACCUAACGAGCCUAAAGCGGAAGUCAAGCACGAGGAGCCCGAUAGAGAGGGUACUUCUUCUCAGAAGGAAAAUUGCCAGACAAUAAGUAACACUACCAAGGAACAAACUGAAACUGAAGUCAAGUCAACAGAUACACAGAAGCCAAACAAAGUUGCUGAAGUGUGUGCCGAGAAGACGCCCUCCCACCUCCCUCCACCUCAGCCCCUCACUACUGCCGCCAUCACCACUGCACUCCUCCAGACACCCACGGCAACUAGUCCUCCCAUCGAAUCCAAAAGAAAGGUCUUGGAGGCCGUCAAUGAAGGUGUUCCUGCUGUCCGUAACAUCAUACAAAAGUUCAACAAGCGCAUCACGGAAAACCAGGAAUUAUUAGGAAGCCCUUUCCGGUCGCCACCCAGCAGCCCGCCAUGGCAGUCACCUCGGUCUCAAAGAAAGAUUUUGGGUGAUUUAAAUUCGUGCCAAGUAGGAGCGGAUAACAAAUUUCCUUCAAAGAAUGGACAAGCUACUAAUGAAUCGUCUCAAUCAACGACUGUUAAUGCGUCCAGCGGUGUGCUCAAGUCCCAGAGUACUUCUGUUAUCGUCUCCCACCCAGCAGAGUUACCACCAAAGGUUCAGCGAUCAGCGAGUGGUUCCUGUGUGCAGGCGGACAAAUCCAUUAGCAGCGAAGUUAAAGUCACCGUCUCGGGGGGAUUGGUUGCUUCACCACAACUGUCCAGGUGCAGGGGUGCGAGCCCUGGCGAAGCGUUCAACUGCUCUUCCAGCGUGAGCCCCGCCCUCACGCCAGCCCCCACAGACCUUGACACUUCCUGUGACUUGGAAUUUUCAACUGACGAUACUGGACAGCCUCAUGAGCGGCUGACGGCCCCCUUGAGGCCUGAAAGGCGUAGUCCUGCAGCCCAUAUUCGUGCACUCAGAAUUAAAAAAGCAAAGGAAGAGUUCCUCGCUCGUGGAGCAGGCCUACCAACCACUGACCAUGGUUCAGGCGACACAAACGAAACAGUAAAGCUUAGACACAGAAGUGGCACAGCCAGCACGGAGGGCAGCUGGAGAGAAUCUGAUGAGCUCUGUGCAGCAGCACCGUCCCCUACCCCGACAGAAGGGAGUAGUCACGAGAAGGAGGAAACUCGCGACAAACCACCAAGAGUCGCUUCUCGAAGACGAAACAUUCCAAAGAAAGAGUCAUUCCGCAGACAGAGUGCUGGUUGCCUGCUAGAGGAGUCUGCAUCGGCCAAGCACUCUUCACAGGUUGUCAAGUCUUCAUCGUCAGGAGUGCUGGCCAACGUUAAGAGACACUCAAGAAUCUCCAUCGACUCCCAGUCCCCUGAUCGACGAAAAGAUUCCGUUGAUCAAUCCGGUGAACAAGCGAGGACGCCUCUUGGAAUAUUCAAGUUGUUCCGACGUAAUCGAAGUAAAGAUAAGCGGGACAUGCCCUCAGUACAAAAGCUAUGCCGUCAAAGUCUGGUGGUAGACUUUGCUAACGGUAGAGGCCGAACCCAAAGUGCUUCUCCUCAACCGCCCCCUGAACCCCAUCUCAGGGCCCUGCCCGAGGUGGAAGGCGAAGAGGCUCCGGAGGCUGCUGCUCGGUCCUCGAAGACGCUGCCACGAGGAAGUUCCAUGGAUACUGUCUCUCUGGCACCCUCUCGCUCUUGCCCGUCGUCUCCUGUUGCCCCUCACCGCUCUCGAACUGCCAACUGGCUGGCUCGGGGCCGUCAGAUAUUCAAGAGCCGCUCUCCUUCGCCGGGGAAAAAGACUCGGUGACAUUCGCCCCAUUGUUUAUGUGGAUCAGUCAGUAUGUCGCCAAGACUGGUGUUUCGCUGCUGCCAGUCACGCGAUGCUUGAGUGCACAGCGCGGAUGGCUGAAAUAAUCCUCUGAGGUGUGGGAAGCCAUCAUCAUACACACGAGAAUCACAUCCCACCCUCACACUGCAGGUGUGACUAGUGACAGCUAUCCACACGAAGAGGAGAGAGCAAUAUAAUAAGAGCGAAAGCCUGAAAUAAAGAUAUACAAGAAUGUGACUGCAGCAGAGCCCACGGGACAAAUGCUUGAGAGUAGAUCUACAAUAACCUUUCCUUAAAAAUGGAAUGGAUUCAGGAAACAUUCGACAACAUAGCAAACAUUGUCGAAACUUUCCAAUGUCAGAUUGCUUGAAACUCUGGAGACCUGUCUCAACCGGAUAAUUCAAACGAAAACCUGGUGGCAUCUGGUGACUGCAAGAAAACAGGUACAAGAAGACUCGUAGACGUAUGUGAAUGGCACGUGCCAAAACUUUUGUGAACAGUAAUAUGAUAAUGGCACAAAAGUCUUUUUUUUUUUAUGCUACUCUGAGGCUUACACCCCAACCAUGGGCGUAGUGACGGGUGUGUUGCUCUCCAGGGGCUUUAGUGCAUCUGAUGGCACGGAUGCAAAUAAUACUUGAUACUGUGACAUGUACUGUACAGUACGUACACUAAUAAUGCUAAAAGGACGGCGGCAAAUCUGUCUCGCCCUAUAUGUGUUGUCUUAUCAGAGCUUUGGAUCAGCGCGGCAAGCUGCAUCGUCAGCCUGAAACUUUGUGCUAGGAAUAAUUAUUCAUAUUGUUAAUAUAAUUCCUUUUCUACGUA
This is a messenger RNA of Scylla paramamosain (green mud crab), 11342 nucleotides long. RefSeq lists its product as uncharacterized. The transcript has 25 exons. The record is from RefSeq and is a predicted model, not a curated record. The coding region runs from base 2073 to 10499 and encodes 2808 amino acids. Lineage: Eukaryota; Metazoa; Arthropoda; Malacostraca; Decapoda; Portunidae.